Caenorhabditis sp. 36 PRJEB53466 is the source of this 3894-nucleotide messenger RNA. The record is from the annotation of a GenBank genome assembly. NCBI's taxonomy places the organism in Eukaryota, Metazoa, Nematoda, Chromadorea, Rhabditida, Rhabditidae.
AUGAGUCGGAGUGAACUACGCGGUCUUCUGGCCACCAAACCACAACAAAGACACUCGGAGCCAGCUGCCCUGACACCGGCUCGUAGGAUUGCUUUCAACAAGGUGAGCCCGUGUUUUUUGCUGCUGUUCGAACAAGCAGGAACUUUUCUUGCACAAAAAAGUGACAAAAACAUCCGAAUCGCAAUGUGUUCCGUAUUUGAAAUUUGCAUAAACUGUGCUUUUUCAACCCAGGCUUCUUCUAUUUUCUGCGCAAAGAACGUUUUAUGUCAAUCAGCAAUUAGCGAAAAGAGCUUAUUCUAAAGAACUCCCUCUCUCUUCCUUUUUUUUCAAAAUGGUCUCAUUUGGAGUCGGAAAAUAAUGGCAUUGUGUCACUUUAUUCCAUAAUUAUCUGGCAGCGACACCGCUUAGGGGAAAAGCUCAAAAGCCGAAGGAACAAUAAAAUUUCUAUAGGCGUUUGCGGUUUGUAUGUAUAAUUUCUGGCGUCUAACAUAUCCCCUUUCCUGAAUACUUGAACACCACACUUCUCUUUUCUUCCGGUCUAUUUUUUAGGCUAGGAUAUUUCGUGAAAACUGCGUUUUUCCUCGUGAUAAGUAAUUGCUGACUAACUCUCUCUCUCUCUCUCUCUCUCUCUUUAGUUCUACUCUUUAAAAAUAGUUCGUGAGUUGCCCCACUUUCUCAGCCUUCUUCAGUUAUGUAAUGGACGUUGUCCCUUGUUUUCAGCGUCGCUCUUUGAGCUUCUUCUUUAAAUUGCCACCUCACCGCUUCUCGUCCAAUUAAUUAUGCCUUUCUCUCUCGCCUAUUUUCUCUCUCCUCUUAUAACUAAAAAAAUCUGUGUGAAUAAGAAGAGAAGUCCUCCCCCCACCACCCCAUUCUCAGAAAUUGCGCUAUUUCUCUGAGCUCUCGCAAUAAUGUUUCCGAUACGGUCAAAUGUUACGUAUUCACCUAAUCCUAGAACACGAAUUAAAACAAGGGUAACCUUAUCAUUUGAAAAAUGCUCUUUCAAAGUUGCCCAUUUUUUUUUACAGAAACAACCACCCGUUCACAGACGAGGCGACGAGCGCAGCUAUUCGAUCACGCGGAGGACAAUUACCCGAUUUCGGAGCAAAUUACUUCUUCUCGAUGCACAGGUUCGCCAUAAAAACCAAGAGGCUUUUUCGAUUACAUAUUUUAUGAUCCUGUUUUCUCAAGAACUUUAAUCCCACUCGGAAUUGAAUCAGUAUGAAUUUUCAGAAAAGAAUCUUCAGACCUUUUUAAUUCGAUUUUCCAAAAGUGCCACUUUCGUCCAGAUUUGAGCAUUUUGAACCCUAAACCUCGAACCUCCCAAAUCGUUUGUUUUCCUUUUUCCUCGUCAGCAUCGUGCACUUCUCCUCCUGUGCCCCACACAUUGUUUCCAUUCUUCCUACUUCCGGUUCUUCCAUUUCCAUUUCCUCCCUCUGCUUUUCUGUUGGGCUUCUCUUUUACUCGUUUCGAAUCAGUUUCUCACACGUCUUUGAAAUUGUUUACCUGAUUGCACUUUUUGGGAGCCCUUCUCUGAAAAGGAAUGCAUAGGACAAGCUCUCGGAUUUCAGACACCUAUUCACAUUGUGUUCCCCCCGCAGAGCGUCUGUCUAGUGUCCAAUGCAAUACAAAAAGUGAAACAUUUCUCAUGUGUGACUUUCAGGAAAUGUGCCUGUGCGGACUUUUGAGCAUAUCUCACUCUGUUCAUCUCAUAUUAUGCAUCGAGGUUCGUUUUUCAUUCAUAUGCUUUCUAUUAGUUCCACUCAAAUGUCACUUUUUUUAUUGCUAUGACCAAAAUUCUAUAAUUUUGAUUCAUUAGUCGCAAUGUUAAGAAGUUUACAGGCUGACUUAUGGAACAAAUAUUUUUUCCAGGUAUUUUUCGCACUAAUUCUUCUCAUCCAGUCCCCUGACUUGCUCACAAUGAACGGUACCUACUUUUAUUUUCUUGGCUUUUUCGACGGCGGCGGCUUCUUUUUCUUCUCACUGCACGUUUCUUGUAAGUUCAAUCACUUUCAAAUAACUGCCAAAUUCUAAUUUUCAGUGUGCGUAACGUGUCUAAUAUCGGCUGCCCUCCUCUACGUUGGCUCCCGGUGUCAAAUGCCGGUGCUCGUCGUGCCUCACGUCUUCUGGCAGUUCACAUUCAUCAUCGUUUCCGUCGCUGCGAUUAUCGGUUCGCCUCAUUUUUCGCUUCUUUCACCCACUUAAAAACACACCCAUCUUGCAGUGCUUAUGACUCUCGGAAUUGGCGGAAAAAUGCUUUUGCCGUCAAGUAUCGUGCUCAGCUCCAUGAUGGCAGUGGCAGGUAGCCCGUCUCGGCCCAAAAACUUUGAAAUUGAAAUUUUCAGGCGGUUGCGAGAUGUGGUGGUGCCUGCUCUCGAUCGCAUAUUAUCGGCACAUCUCUCAGCUUAAGGAUCAGUCGUUUUCUACCUCAAUCUCUCCGCAGUAUGAGGACGAUGAUCCACUUUGUGCCAGGGAUAGUCUCGUCUAGGAAAUGAACAAGAAUUCUAAUGUGUCACGUUGUUACGGGCUUUGAAUUUUUCAUAAAAACUGAACUUAUAAACUGUCAUUGCUCAUUUCCAUUUCUUUUUUCAGUUAACAGCAAUUGCCUUACUUUUGGUCUGUUUUACUUUUCUCUCAAGUUCAUCCAGUUUGACCUACUUUCACUCACACUUGUCAGUGGGAUCUCUAUAAGUUUUACGUACUCCACCUUUCCUCUAGUCUCCAACAAAUAAGGGAGCGUCUACUCCUCUCUUUUCUAAUCAACAUCAUCACUCUUCUCACCUGUUGGUCGUCGCAAAAACUCAUAAAUCUGAGCGGCUUGGCAGCUCAGAAGAGAUUACUUCCUGCCGAGACGGCUUUUGGUGGAUAGGGGGGGAUGUGCUCUUCCCCUUCUUCAUUUAUUGCUAGAGUUAAGACAACGAGUAAGAGGAAGAAGAAGAAGCUCUGGAAUUUAUUUGCUGUUUGGUCUCGCCUCGGUGUGAAGUCACCCACGUUUCCACAACAUUUAGUCUCUAAAAUUGUUCGAUUUGAAAAAAAGAAAUUGUUGUUUUCUGGAACUCACCUAGGAUUCCAUCAGCCCCCUCGGGCGGUUUUAAAUCUCCUUUCGUACAUCUUUUGGCGGGAGCUUCCAAUUUUUGUGUCUUGAGAAAAAUGCCGGCUCUAAACUGGUUGUAACCCAAUUUGGACCGAGAACUAGGAUGCCGUCCCACUGACUAGACUACCUUUCCUUCCAUUGUUUUUUUCCCGCUUCCUGCGUUUUUAUACUCAUUUCAAGACAGCUUUUCUCGUUGCGCCCAAAAUAAAGGAAUUUUUGCGCUCAUCUUUCACGCUCUCUCCCACUUUUCCCCGUUUUCGUCGCCUGUCAGACCACCUAUUAAUAAAUGAUCACACAUCCUGGUAUCAUAGACUUCUUUUCUUGAGCCCUCAUCCUUGUACAUAGACAUUGUUCUCAUCUGGAAAGGAAAUGUGUUGCAUACGCCUAUUUCAGAACUCUGGCACAAUUUUAUCCCAGCUCAACGACUAUCGUGAAACUUUGUAUAUAAUCUUCGGCAUAACGUGUCUUGUCUCAUGGCUCUGCUUCAAUUUAUGGGCAUUACGGUAACUUUGAGAUGGAAAAAAUGAAACAUUUGGCGAUGCGACUGGUUUCAGUGAAUUCUUCUGUCCAACUAUAUUUCAUUCCUCACCCCGCCCAGAAGAUCGUCUCACUCGAAUUAAAAUGCAAUACAUAUCCAGGUGAAUCGUUUUCUUUAAUUUUUUUAAUUGAAUUUUUUAAACACGUCUAAAAAGUUUGGUAAAUAUUCCAAAUGUUUCAGUGGUCGCCUCCUGACUAACCUAACUUCUUCCCGAAGUGCAACUUCUACGACUGAUGCUCAUAACAUUGAGAUAUUUGUGGUUUGA